Molecule: messenger RNA, 558 nt
Organism: Solanum verrucosum
Lineage: Eukaryota; Viridiplantae; Streptophyta; Magnoliopsida; Solanales; Solanaceae
Product: dirigent protein 22-like
Exons: 1
Coding region: 25-558 (177 amino acids)
Source: RefSeq, a predicted model, not a curated record
CAAGAAUCAAAAGUGACAUACCCCAUGGCAACAAAUUCAAUCAAGCUAUCCCUCAUUUUUCUUCUAACAAUUUUCAUAACCUCAAAGGCCAUAUUACAUGACCAACUUAAAGAAACAAACAUGACACUAUAUUUUCAAGAUUGGUCUGGUGGUCCAAAUGCUACUGUGCUACAAAUAACAGGCCAUCAAGAUCAUGGUCUUCUAAGUUUUGCCAAAUUUGGUUCUGUUUUCGUUACUGAUGAUCCAAUAACACAAGCCUUCGAUAAAAACUCUGCGGAAAUCGCUAGAGCUCAGGGCAUAUAUGUUACGUCUGCAUUGGAUGGCAAAAUUUCUCAUGUGUUAAUAUCGAUUAUUUUCACCAAUAAUGAAUAUAAAGGUAGCACUUUGGAAAUUCAAGGUGCUAGUCCUCAAUUUGAAAGAGUAAGAGAAGUGGCAAUUGUUGGUGGUACUGGAAAAUUUAGACUUGCUCGUGGAUAUGCAACUUUUGAGACUAUUCACUUUGAUUUGGCAAUUCAUUACGUUGUUAUUCAGUGUAAUGUUACCAUUUUACAUUACUAA